Molecule: messenger RNA, 6483 nt
Organism: Symphalangus syndactylus (siamang)
Lineage: Eukaryota; Metazoa; Chordata; Mammalia; Primates; Hylobatidae
Gene: INO80
Product: INO80 complex ATPase subunit
Biological process (GO): DNA-templated transcription; DNA repair; chromatin remodeling
Cellular component (GO): Ino80 complex; nucleus
Molecular function (GO): ATP binding; ATP hydrolysis activity; ATP-dependent chromatin remodeler activity
Source: RefSeq, a predicted model, not a curated record
CAACGCAGUCACCGUCCCACGGCCUCAGAGAGCGAACCGCGGCUCUACCGUCGGCGGGGCGACCCCCCCCUCCGGACCCCGCCCGCACCCCGCCCCCCCUCCGCCGCCGUCGCGGCGGCGGGGCCAGGCGGCCCGAGCCGUGCAGUCGGAGGUCCUUGUGCAUGAAGACAAAUUUGUUCUAUGGCCUCGGAGUUGGGUGCCAGGGAUGAUGGAGGCUGCACUGAGCUGGCAAAGCCCCUCUAUCUUCAGUACUUGGAGAGGGCCCUCCGGUUGGACCAUUUUCUGCGACAAACGUCAGCCAUCUUCAAUAGGAAUAUUUCUAGUGAUGACAGUGAAGAUGGACUGGAUGACAGUAAUCCCUUAUUGCCCCAGUCUGGGGAUCCCUUAAUACAAGUUAAGGAAGAACCUCCAAAUUCAUUGCUUGGUGAAACUUCUGGAGCAGGCAGUUCUGGAAUGUUAAACACAUAUUCUCUGAAUGGAGUUCUACAGUCAGAAUCAAAAUGUGAUAAGGGGAAUUUAUAUAAUUUCUCUAAGCUGAAGAAAAGCAGAAAGUGGCUAAAGAGCAUUCUGCUAAGUGAUGAAUCCAGCGAGGCUGAUUCUCAGAGUGAAGAUGGUGAUGAAGAAGAACUCAAUCUUAGCAGAGAAGAACUUCACAACAUGCUUCGACUACACAAAUAUAAGAAACUUCAUCAAAAUAAGUAUAGUAAAGACAAGGAGUUGCAGCAAUAUCAGUACUACAGUGCAGGCCUGCUCUCCACAUAUGACCCUUUCUAUGAGCAACAACGGCAUCUACUUGGACCCAAGAAAAAGAAAUUUAAGGAGGAAAAGAAACUUAAAGCUAAGUUGAAAAAAGUGAAGAAAAAAAGACGAAGAGAUGAAGAACUUUCCUCUGAAGAAUCCCCUCGUCGCCAUCACCACCAGACCAAAGUCUUUGCCAAGUUUUCUCACGAUGCACCUCCCCCUGGCACUAAGAAAAAGCACUUAUCCAUUGAGCAGCUGAAUGCUCGUCGCAGGAAAGUAUGGCUCAGCAUUGUGAAAAAGGAACUACCAAAGGCAAAUAAGCAGAAAGCUUCAGCUCGUAACCUGUUUCUCACCAAUAGCCGAAAGCUUGCUCACCAGUGCAUGAAGGAGGUGCGUCGAGCUGCCUUGCAGGCCCAGAAGAACUGUAAGGAAACCUUGCCUCGUGCCCGCCGCCUCACCAAGGAGAUGCUUCUGUACUGGAAGAAAUAUGAGAAAGUGGAGAAGGAGCACCGCAAGAGAGCAGAGAAGGAAGCUUUGGAGCAGCGGAAGUUGGAUGAGGAAAUGCGGGAGGCCAAGAGGCAACAGCGAAAACUCAACUUCUUAAUUACCCAGACAGAGUUGUAUGCCCAUUUCAUGAGUCGCAAACGAGAUAUGGGUCAUGAUGGUAUCCAGGAAGAAAUCCUAAGGAAACUAGAAGACAGUUCUACCCAGAGACAAAUCGAUAUAGGUGGAGGAGUGGUAGUUAACAUCACACAGGAAGAUUAUGAUAGUAACCAUUUUAAAGCCCAGGCCCUGAAGAAUGCUGAAAAUGCUUACCAUAUUCACCAAGCUCGGACAAGGUCAUUUGAUGAAGAUGCAAAAGAAAGUCGAGCAGCUGCCCUACGGGCAGCAAACAAGUCUGGCACUGGGUUUGGGGAGAGUUAUAGCCUGGCUAACCCAUCUAUCCGGGCUGGUGAGGAUAUUCCACAGCCCACAAUUUUUAAUGGCAAAUUGAAAGGUUAUCAACUGAAGGGCAUGAAUUGGUUGGCCAAUCUCUAUGAACAGGGUAUUAAUGGCAUUCUUGCUGAUGAAAUGGGCCUUGGUAAAACAGUACAGAGCAUUGCCCUUCUGGCCCAUCUGGCUGAGAGAGAGAACAUUUGGGGACCUUUCUUAAUAAUUUCACCUGCGUCUACACUUAACAAUUGGCACCAGGAGUUUACUAGAUUUGUUCCUAAAUUUAAGGUGCUACCAUAUUGGGGAAAUCCUCAUGAUAGAAAAGUCAUCAGAAGGUUCUGGAGUCAGAAGACCCUCUACACUCAGGAUGCCCCCUUCCAUGUGGUUAUUACCAGCUAUCAGCUGGUGGUGCAGGAUGUAAAGUAUUUCCAGCGGGUCAAGUGGCAAUACAUGGUACUGGAUGAGGCUCAGGCGCUCAAGAGUAGUUCCAGUGUUCGUUGGAAGAUCCUCUUACAGUUCCAGUGUCGGAAUCGUCUUUUGCUAACCGGGACCCCAAUUCAGAACACCAUGGCAGAGCUUUGGGCUCUGCUGCAUUUCAUUAUGCCAACAUUAUUUGAUUCACAUGAGGAAUUUAAUGAAUGGUUUUCCAAGGACAUUGAGAGCCAUGCCGAAAACAAAUCCACUAUUGAUGAGAAUCAACUUUCUCGCUUACACAUGAUUUUGAAGCCAUUUAUGCUGAGGAGAAUCAAGAAAGAUGUGGAAAAUGAAUUAUCUGACAAGAUUGAGAUUCUAAUGUAUUGCCAACUGACCAGCCGACAGAAGCUGUUAUAUCAGGCACUAAAGAACAAAAUUUCCAUUGAGGAUUUAUUGCAGUCUUCUAUGGGCUCUACCCAACAAGCACAGAACACCACCAGCAGCCUCAUGAAUCUGGUUAUGCAGUUUAGGAAGGUGUGUAAUCACCCAGAGUUAUUUGAACGACAAGAAACUUGGUCUCCAUUUCAUAUUUCCCUAAAGCCAUACCACAUUUCAAAGUUUAUCUACCGUCAUGGACAGAUCAGGGUCUUCAAUCAUUCACGAGACAGGUGGUUAAGGGUUCUUUCUCCAUUUGCACCAGACUAUAUCCAACAGUCUCUCUUUCACAGAAAAGGUAUUAAUGAAGAAAGCUGUUUCUCUUUCCUUCGCUUUAUUGAUAUAUCUCCAGCAGAAAUGGCAAACCUUAUGCUUCAGGGACUUUUGGCCAGAUGGUUAGCUCUUUUCCUGUCUCUGAAAGCCUCCUACAGGCUCCAUCAGCUACGCUCCUGGGGAGCACCAGAAGGGGAGAGCCACCAGAGAUAUCUGAGAAACAAGGAUUUCCUUCUUGGGGUUAAUUUUCCACUCUCCUUUCCAAACCUUUGCAGCUGCCCUUUGUUAAAGUCUCUUGUUUUCAGCAGCCACUGUAAAGCAGUGAGUGGCUACUCAGACCAGGUCGUCCAUCAGCGGAGAUCAGCUACCUCCUCGCUGCGUCGCUGCCUGCUCACUGAGCUGCCAUCUUUUUUGUGUGUGGCCAGUCCACGAGUUACCGCAGUGCCAUUGGAUUCUUACUGCAAUGACCGAAGUGCAGAAUAUGAAAGGCGAGUUCUGAAGGAAGGAGGGAGUCUGGCAGCCAAGCAGUGUUUGUUGAAUGGGGCCCCUGAACUGGCUGCAGACUGGCUAAAUAGACGAUCACAGUUCUUCCCAGAGCCAGCUGGAGGUCUGUGGAGCAUCAGGCCUCAGAAUGGCUGGUCUUUCAUCAGGAUUCCAGGCAAGGAGAGCCUCAUCACUGACAGUGGAAAGCUGUAUGCCCUUGAUGUCCUGCUGACUCGGCUCAAGUCUCAAGGGCAUAGGGUCCUUAUCUACUCCCAGAUGACCAGGAUGAUAGACCUGCUGGAGGAAUACAUGGUUUACAGAAAGCAUACCUACAUGAGGCUUGAUGGCUCAUCCAAGAUUUCGGAGAGGCGAGACAUGGUUGCUGAUUUUCAGAACAGGAAUGACAUCUUUGUGUUCCUGUUAAGCACACGAGCUGGAGGACUGGGUAUCAAUCUCACUGCUGCAGACACAGUGAUUUUCUAUGAUAGCGACUGGAACCCCACUGUGGACCAGCAGGCCAUGGACAGGGCCCACCGCUUAGGGCAGACAAAGCAGGUUACCGUGUAUCGGCUCAUCUGUAAAGGCACCAUUGAAGAACGCAUUCUGCAAAGAGCCAAGGAGAAGAGUGAGAUUCAGCGGAUGGUGAUUUCAGGUGGGAACUUCAAACCAGAUACCUUGAAACCCAAAGAGGUGGUUAGUCUUCUUCUAGAUGACGAAGAGUUGGAGAAGAAACUGAGGCUGCGGCAGGAAGAGAAACGGCAACAGGAGGAAACCAACCGAGUGAAAGAGCGCAAGCGGAAGCGGGAAAAGUAUGCGGAGAAGAAGAAAAAGGAAGAUGAAUUGGAUGGGAAAAGGAGAAAAGAGGGUGUGAACCUGGUGAUCCCAUUUGUUCCCUCGGCUGAUAACUCCAACCUCUCUGCUGACGGAGAUGACUCCUUCAUUAGCGUGGACUCAGCCAUGCCAAGCCCCUUCAGUGAGAUCUCCAUCAGCAGUGAGCUGCACACUGGCUCCAUUCCCCUGGACGAGAGCAGCAGUGACAUGCUGGUCAUUGUGGAUGACCCAGCCUCCUCAGCCCCUCAGUCUCGAGCUACCAACUCUCCCGCAUCCAUAACAGGCUCCGUCUCAGAUACCAUGAAUGGAAUUUCCAUUCAGGAAAUGCCAGCUGCAGGACGUGGUCACUCAGCCCGAAGCCGAGGCCGCCCCAAAGGUUCAGGAAGCACAGCCAAAGGAGCAGGGAAGGGCCGGAGCCGAAAGUCCACGGCAGGCAGUGCUGCUGCAAUGGCAGGAGCCAAAGCCGGGGCUGCAGCGGCCUCUGCAGCUGCCUAUGCUGCAUACGGGUACAACGUGUCUAAAGAGUGUCAAGAUGGACAUUUUACCAUCUGUGGAUGAAGUAGUAUGGAGAGGGUUGGGUAGGUAUCGUUUUCUCUUAAAAAUCUGUCCCUCUUACUGAAAAGACAGUUGACAGGAAGAGCAAGCAAACAUACCAAGAAGAAGUUAGCAAGGAGUGGCAGGGAGGAAUUGCCCACCACUUCUCCAGCUCAGACUCUGGUAACCAAGGCCACAGGCUCCAAGGAAGCUCACACGGGACUGGUGCUUACGUUCUUGUCUCUCUCCGUCCCCACAGGAAUCUCCGCCAGCAGUCCUCUGCAGACAUCCCUUGUUCGGCCUGCUGGCCUUGCUGACUUUGGACCUUCAAGCGCCUCUUCUCCUUUGAGUUCCCCCUUGAGCAAGGGAAAUAAUGUUCCUGGGACUCCCAAGAACCUCCACAUGACCAGCAGCCUAGCCCCAGACUCUCUGGUCCGGAAGCAGGGCAAAGGCACCAACCCCUCUGGAGGACGGUAACCAUCUGGGCUCUCCGACUUCCUUCAACCAAACCAGGGCUAGAGUCCUGACCUGCCAGUGGUCUUUGGAUGGCUUGCCCCAUGCAGCAUCUUCCAUCCUGAGUCAGAAGUGGAAAUGUCCAGCAAGGGAAGGACAGGCAGGUGGAUGGUGUGAGCACUUUUAUCAUCUGUGUCUCAUCAGGAGCAUCUGGGGUGCCUAUAGGAGGAAGGCACAGGGCAGGGAUCAGCUGCACUGCAUCUCAAGUGAACUGCAUAGCCAAGUCUUAAACCUCUCACGGGGCAAGCCUGACAUAGACCCCCUUUAGAUGCUCAGGCACACUGUUUCCAUCCCCAUUCCACUCUUUGGCUCUGACACAUCCCUUGCAAAGUCUCCGCAGGUGCUGUGAAGAGCCUUCCAUGGUAGAGAUUUCUCUUACGAUUGUGAUUUCUCAUAGGGCUAGUAAGGGAGGAGAUUGUAUACCUGUUGUCCACAGUCUUCAGGCAGCAACCCAGGUCUCUGAACCCCAUUUGCCAGAGUGUCAUCAUUGAAGAGAGCAGUGACUGCGAGAGAUGGUGGAGGCUGCUAAGCAUGACAGAGGCUAGAGGAAGUGUAUCCACAGGCAGUUGUGUUCCCAGCAAUUCCUCCCCUGUCCUGCAUGGUUCACACCAAGAGAACCUUCAGAUCCUACCAGCAACAGUAGCACCUUCCACCCAGGGGACUCCCAGAAGCCAGUAAAGAGACCAGGAGCCACUUCAAUCAGCAGGACAGCCUCACCGCCCCUCUUGCAGACUCCCCUUUGCCCAUUCUGAAUGCACAGUCUCCCUGCUCAUGUCCUUCAGCCCCCUGCUUGGCUGUAUGCACUGUCUGUAUUGCACUGAGAGAGGAAGGGACAGCAGGAGUGAGGUGGAGAGGGCGGAGGGAGGGGGCAGGCUCGGCACCGGCCCUCCCAGCCCGGCCAGCGGGAGCUUGCUGCCCUCCAGCAGAGACAGAGGGGCAGUGUUUGCAUGGGAGGUGUUUCUGCCUGCCCCUGCCUGAUGCCCCUGGUGGAGUAGGUACCUCUGGGCGGGCAAGCCUCUAAUUUGCACACCUGAAAAUCACGGAAUUGAGUUUAGAUAGAUGAUUUUUAAAACUUUUUUUUGGAGUAGGGGGCAUAGGGGAAUCAUUUAAUUUAAAUCAUUAAGAUUCCCCUGCUCAAACCCAGACUCCUGUGUACAGAUGCUAUUUAGAGGGAAUCAGAAAAAUGCCAAGCCUUUUUUCUCUUUGAAUGUGCUGUCUAUUUUUAUAACUGAACUUGUACAUAUGUAUAAAGAGAGACACAUCUUCCUUUUACUAACUGGAUAAAAAAAAUCUUAAAUAAAAUGGAGUGAGAUAAUUUUAUGUAAA